ACGUUUUGACAGCAAUGGUUGUUUGAUAAGCUAAUUCAACUCUCCUUUUAUUGUUUUAAUUUAUUUAUUUACCAAUGAAUUGAUUUUACUUUACAAGUAAUUAACAUAAAUCAAUUAACCACAAUGGAGUUAAUUUACUCCAUGCGCCGGAAACCAUUGAAAUGCGAGCCACCGCACUUUGAAACGUCAUCAGACCCAGAAGUGGUUCGCCCAAUUUGCACCAUAUCUAUGCAAUAUAUUGCAUUCUCGUCACCCACGGAGCUGUCGGACUCUGACGGGUGCACUUGGGGCGGGCACGUGUACGUGUGUGAUCUGGACACGCCGUGGGACAGCCAUAAAGUCACUAGCACCGUUCAUCCAGUCUCAGCUCUAGAAUGGGACAGCGAAGGCAAGCAGCUCCUGGUGGCCACAACCGAGGGAGAAGUGUCCGUGUUUGGCAUGAAGGAGUUCCUGCUAAAUGACUGGGGAUGUCUAUACAGCGCAUCAUUCCCAGGUGAACACGUGAUAAAGGCAGCAUUCUUCCACAAUGGCCGAAGAAUUUCAUGCGACAAGAAACCUGAUGUUCCUGCUGCCGAACGCCUACAGCUGCUGAGGCCUACACCAACGUUGAAGGGAUUUGGUGGCAUAGCAUGUGAAGGAGCCUGCAUCAUCACGGCCACAGGCCUCAUCGGCGCCCUGACGCCUUCAGGCGAGGCGGGCCGCGCGCUCCGCGGCGCCGAGGGCCUGCGCGCGGCGCGGGACCGAGUGCCGGCUGCUAGUGUCGCCCAUAAGAAUGGCACCCUAAUAGUAGCGGCAGGCGGCGUCCACUGCGUGCGCUGCGCCGUGUGCUCGGUGACGUUGUCGCGCGCGCCGCACCAGGCGCCCGCGCUGGUGGUGCAGCCUCUGCCGGCGGUGUAUCUGGAUUAUACACCUGUGUCUUUGACGUGGAGUCUCCGAGAGGACACAGACUCCCUCCUGAUCGGGGGUUCCACUCUGUCAGUGUGGAAUCUGACGCAGCGGGCACACCCUGUACAUAAACUACUGUCUAAAGGUCCAUUGCAAGGCAGCACCACCCCCGGAGGCGGACAGAAACCUGGAUCGGAUUGCUUUAACACCGUGGUAUGGCAACAAAUAUCGGUCCUCCCUGUGGAGGGCUGCGCGCAUGUGUGCUCCCGUCGUCUACACGUCGCGGCGCCGCACCACGUGCUAGCGGCCACGGGACCUAACAGGUUGUUACUUCACAGAGACACACAUCGGAUCAGCACCACAGCGGUGACUGUCUCAGGGUUACCGGGGCUGCAGGCCGGCGCUACGCCCCCGAAGAAACCCAAAUACGGCGGAGCCUUGGCGACAGGAGCGGCGUGCGCCAUAGUGUCAUGCGUGGACAUGUCUUGGCUCGGCGGCGUGUGUGUGUGCGUUGACACACAUGCACAACUACAUGUAUAUCGUCUGCCUGUAGCUGACAUUUCCACUCCACUACUGGUACAGCACACGACAUCUCUGCUAGAAUAUGCUAUGGUUUCUGGGCUAGAUUACCGGGACAUCAUCAUGACUCUCAAACCGAACGCCAUUGAUGCAGUGUAUGAGAGGUUCAUGGAGAGUUUCCAACGUCAGCCGCAGGCCUUCCAACAGUUUUACUAUCAGAACUGGCUCAAAAUACGCAUCGCGCUAUGCAGAGUGAUGCCGACCGCUCAAGGCGCCGUGUCAUCGCUGACGCAGCUGGCGACCCUGGCCGGCGCGUGGGCGGCGCUGGCGGCCGCGCUGCGCGCCGACGACCGCCGCCACGACGACGUGCGGCUCGACGCGCUGCUGGACCACGACCACGACAAGGCACUAGUGACACUAGAAGCGAAAGCUGAAUUAUCAAGCGACGCCGUGGCUCUAACGCCGCUGCGUCGCAUCUUACAACAGUGCGUCGACAUCGCGACGACGCAUCUGCAACAUGCCGCAACGGGCCACACACAUCCGUACGAGACGUGGACGGACGGCACGGCGCUGGCGCUGCUGCGCAAGCUGGUGGUGGCGGCGCGGGCCGCGGGCCGCGGCGGGGAGCCCCUGUCGCGCGCGCUGGCCAGGCUGCAGCACCAGAACACCAAGGAGGUCCGAGGUGACGAGAAUAUACGGUACAAGCUGGUGGUGGCGGCGCGGGCCGCGGGCCGCGGCGGGCAGCCCCUGUCGCGCGCGCUGGCCAGGCUGCAGCACCAGAACACCAAGGAGAUACGGUACAAGCUGGUGGUGGCGGCGCGGGCCGCGGGCCGCGGCGGGCAGCCCCUGUCGCGCGCGCUGGCCAGGCUGCAGCACCAGAACACCAAGGAGGUCCGAGAGGAGUGUGCGACCCUGUGCCUCCAGCUCAGCACCCCUCGCGCGUGGGACUCGCUGCCGCGCUGCACGGUGUCCGCGCCGCACGGCAGACCGUGGCCGCACUAUUUUGAGUAUGGCAUAGAGCCCGAAGGUUUGAGAUACGCACCCGAACCACCAAACUACGGCACCAUGUGCGAAGUGAUGCCUUCACUAGGAAUGGAUUGCAUACGGUACAUGUACCUGGGCGCGGGCGCCGGCGCGUGCCGCGCGUGCGGGCGCUGCGGCGCGCGCGCGCUGGCCGCCGCGCGCCCCGCCCGCCACCCGCUGCAGCGCGCCUACGACGGCCGCUUCCUGCCGGCCUGCAGGUGCGGCGGUAAAUGGACUCUGGUCUCAAAUUAUUAAACGAAAUGCUGGAUAAUAAUUAAGUUUAGAUUAAGAUCACUAAUGAAGUUUUAUAGUUGUAAAUAGAAUAACGAAUUUACCAAAAUAAAAUGAACUUUUGAUAUUUUAUUGAAA
Molecule: messenger RNA, 2796 nt
Organism: Cydia pomonella (codling moth)
Lineage: Eukaryota; Metazoa; Arthropoda; Insecta; Lepidoptera; Tortricidae
Gene: MED16
Product: mediator of RNA polymerase II transcription subunit 16
Biological process (GO): positive regulation of DNA-templated transcription
Cellular component (GO): mediator complex
Molecular function (GO): protein binding
Source: RefSeq, a predicted model, not a curated record